UUCGGCGCUCAUUUCUUUUAUUUCUCACUUCAAGACAUGCUCCCUUUAAUCAAAUCCCUCAUCUCCUUCCCCGGAUUUUCUCUCUCAUCAAAACCCAAAACCCUGAAUCAAACCCUUCACAGCUUCUCUCUCCUCUCCUCCUCCUCCUCCUCCUCCUCAUCAUCAUCAUCAAACCCAACCAUUCCUCAAUCUCCCAUUGCUUCCCUCUUGCUCUCCAAUAAGCCUAUCGAAGCCUUUACGAUCCUUCACCAAUCAACCUCUCAACAGCCCACAAGAUACUACAACUCAACAAUUGCUGCUCUCGCUGCCAACAACCUCAUCGGUCCUGCACACAACCUGUUCGAUACAAUGCGCAUGAGAAAUAUCGAGUUUAACGAUGUGGGUUUUGGUUGUUUCAUCAGGGGGGUCUGUAGAUUUGAAGGACUGGACAAGAUUCUUUCUUUGGUUGAGAAAGUUAGAGAAAUGGGUUCUCCAGUUAAUGGGUCGGUGACCGCUGCCUUGAUUGUUGAUGGGUUUUGUCGAGCUGGCAAGAUCGAAGAAGCUUGGGCUGCGUUGGAGAAAUUGAGGAUGAUUGGGUGGAAACCUGAUUUUAUUUCGUAUAGGAUUGUGUCGGAAGGGUUUAGGUUGGUGAAUAGGGUGGAGGAGGCCGGGAGAAUAUUGAAGCAGAAGAGAAAGUUUGGGGUUGCACCAAGGAUUAAUGAUUACAGAGAGUUCAUUGUUUGGUUGAUAUCGGAAAGGAGAAUCUCUGAGGCACGGGAAUUGGGUGAGGCUAUUGUUUAUGGAGAUUUCCCAAUUGAUGAUGAUGUGCUCAAUUCUUUGAUUGGGUCCAUUUCUGAUGUUGAUCCAGGCUCUGCAGUGUUCCUAUUGAAGUAUUUGAUUAAGAAGGAUUGGUUCCCAAGUGUUGCAUUGUUGGGUCAUAUCAGUGCAAAGCUUUGUGAGAUUGGAAAUGGCGGUGAGGUUUGGGAUUUGUUUAAAACCCUUUUGGAUAAGGGCUAUUUUGUUGGAGUUGAACAAUAUAAUUUGAUGGUGUCACUUUUGUGUAGAGUAGGGAAGUUGAGAGAAGCUUAUGAUGUGUUUAAGGACAUGAGGAAGAAUGGUUUUGCUCCGGAUAUAUCAUCUUACAACUGCUUGAUGGAAGCUUGUUGCAGAGAGGACCUCCUCCGUCCAGCGAAGAAGUUGUGGGAUGAGAUGUUUGCAAAAGGGUGUUGUCCGAAUUUGAGGACUUAUAAUAUCCUCAUUGAGAAACUUUUGCAGGAGGAUGAAGUCAAAGAGGCUCAACGUCUCUUUCAUCAUAUGACUGGUAAGGGGAUACACCCAAAUGAUUUUACUUAUAAAUUGAUCAUUAGGGUGUUAUGCCAGGAAAAGAAAGUGGAAGAGGCAGUGGAUAUCUUUAAUAAGUCUGUGGAACAGGAUCUUGUACUUGCUAAAUCAACACUGAGCAUAUUGAUACUUGCUCUUUGUAAAGAAGCUAAUUACAUUGAAGCUUCUAAUGUUAUGCAUGGACUUCCUUCCAAUAUUGAAGACUCUGGUUCACAUGUUAUUUUGCUAAAAAGUUUAACAGAUGCUGGAGAAAUUGAGAUGGCUGUUGAGCACAUGAAAUGGAUUAAAGGGAACUUCUCUUCUAAGUUUCAGAUAGUGUUAACUGAGCUAAUUGCUUCUCUAUCUACUGCACCAAAGCUGGAGCCAGUCCUGCAGUUACUUCGGCUUAUGCAUGUGCAUGGCCUUAUUUCUAAUGACGAUCCUUGGAUGAAAAUGUUGGCAGGUGACUUAUUUUCGACUGAUUCCUGUCCUUGAGAUUUACAAUCAGUUGGUUAUUCCCUCUCUUGAGCAAACCUGAAAAAUUAGGCAGGAGGCAGCAACGUUGUUCUAGUUUACUGUGGCAACUCCUGUACAAGAUGCAACCAAGGAGAGUUGUGAAAAGGUACCUGAAUGCUGACAUCAGAUAAAUUUGCUCUCUACAAAGGAGCAAAAGCUGAUAAGAAGUGGUACCUCCUUGAUGAUCUUAAAGAACUAGUACAUGUUUGGCACCUGAAGAUAAGCUAUUUGCUAUUGCUGUUUGAGGGAUGAAGUUGGUGAUUGCACUGCCUCUAUAGAAAAUCAUAGAGUCAUCAUUGGCCAUCAAUCUGGGCUUACACUUUCUAACCGGUGAUCAAAACCUAAUAAAUAUGGCUUUAGGUAACUGAAUUGCAUAUUCAUCUCCAAUAUUUUUUUUCCUUCCUAGGUGUCCUUAUCUCUAAUAAACUAGGAUAUUCAGCUAUAGUUCUUUUUGAGUGGGCGAGUGCUUUCGGCUCACCAGUUGACUUGACUUAAGCAAGAGACAUGAGAAACGCAUGAAAGACUUGACUUAGGGGGAAUAGGGACACAAAGAGGUUGGUCAUCUAUGCUCCUUAUUCUGUUUUAAUUAAGCUUUUAAAUGUGGUUGUUGACUAGUUAUUUAUUAAUCCCUACCUGCUACAACUUUGGAAUAAAUCUGUAUUCAUUGGUUCCGAUCACACUUGGGAAAAAUUUUAGAAACCCAAUUUACUUGAAUAAGCUCCUCUCUUUAGGUCUUAUGAGGUCCUAAGUGGGACCCGCUCGGAAGAUGUCUUCUUGCCGGGCGAUCUUGAAGAUGCUAUCGGGAGUUAGGAUGGGAACAUGUAUGCAUGGCGUGAACAAAUUAGGAACUAUUUGAUCGCCACUGGGACAUGUUACACCAAUUGUAGCUAAUCAAUACAGUUGCAAUUACAGUUACAAAAAUAUCUCCAGUUACAAUUGAUGACCUGCACAGAUUUUGAUGUAAGUUGCGGUUACGACGUUUUAAGCAACGAAAAGAUUUAAAUUGCAAGUCCAGUUAUAACCAAGCAACAAGAGAAAUUAAAAAAACUUGGCAUCCCUAAAGAAACACCUGUGACAAGAAUUGUAUUUUUUUUUUCUUUCUUUUUUUAUAAAAAACUUUGGAGUCGCUUGUUACAAAAUUUUAUAAUUGAACUAAGCAACUGCCGCUACAAUUGCAUUUAACAGCAUUUGCUAGAACUAUAGAAAUUGUAGUCGGUAACUUGGACUUUCAUUGCAAUUAUAGUUGCAACAGACCAAACAACCCGAAGUUGCAUAGAAUUGCACAAGACUCUGUGUUUUAUUCUCUUCUUUGCUGAGAACCAAAUUCCACAGAAGGCAUGUUCAAAAUUAAAUCAAGCUGUAUUCAGCUAUACUGUAAGGCAUGUUCAAAAUUAAAUCAAGCUGUAUUCAGCUAUACUGCUAUACUUUGAGAGCUAAUACAUUAAGUUCCAGAGAAGUAAACGUUGUACAAUCAAACUAUAUUAGUUCUAAUUCUUAAUAAGAACUAUUGUUGAUACUCAUCUUUAAAUUCUUUUACCAAAUGCAUGGCGCUUGUAUUUCUUUGUAGGAACAGGUUUGUUGCAUAAAAUUGCUCUUGGAAAUACUGUGUUCUAACCUCAUUUCUCCUUAGAACAAUUUUAUUUCGAGCUUUAUUCAGAUAAACCGUGAGAGAUAAUGCAUUACGUUCCAGACUAAUUAUAUAGUUCUGCAGACGAACUAUAAUAACUGUAAUUCUGUAAUUCUUUUCUUAAAAGCUAUUAUUGCUAUAAUGUAAGUCUCAAUCUAUGAAUUCUUUAACUAAAUUCAUGGCACUCAUAACUCCUGAAAUUAAUUAUUAUGUGCAUAGAUGCAAUGACUUUUCUACCCAAGGAUGUCUGAUAUAUUCAUGCUUCAAAGUCCGAGCUGAGUCUGUGGUUUGUUCCUACUCAGAUGGUGACUUUGGAUGGCCCUUUUCUUUUAGGUCAGUAAAUGUGGAAGUACUUAUCUAUUGACUGAGAAAUGAGUCUUGUGUAGUUCUGGUGGGGAUUGUCUUGGAUUUUCUUGAUGACAAGAGGUCUGCCUAUUGACAGCGAGAAAGCUGUUCACGUUAGACAUUUCCUUAUACUUUCUUCAGUUAAAGUAGAAGGCUUAUGAUAAUACGAGAAGCUGACCAAGCUUGUCCCUAUUGUCUUGGGUCAAAGAAGGUUUUCCGAGCCAUCAUGUCCCAUUGGUUCUACUAUAAAAAUGUUAUAAAAGAUAGGAAUGGUCCUGAUUUUAGCAUAAGUUACUCAUAUAAUGAGUCAAGCAUCUUUGGCAUUUAUACCCUUCAGAAUUCUUUUCUGUAGCCACAGGGUUUGAAAUUUUGCGUUCGCAUGUGCUUUUUCUUCAGUACUGAAAGUUGCAUUUUAUAAGUGCAUGAAAAAACAAAAUUUCGGAGGGUGUCUAGGCAAAACAGAGUCGAUUGCGUUUAACAUAUUGUCUAAAAUGAAAAAGAUUGAUCGAUAAUGAUAAUGAUACGUAUCACCUUCAGAAAACAAAAUCCCUUCCCCUUCUUAGCCUUCUAUAUAUACUUAGAGCAAGUCUUUGUUCCAUCCACCAACUUGAAAAGCACUCAACACCGGCAAACAUUCAGGAAGAGAUGGCAACUGUCCCUAAGCUUCUCCUGUCUGUUCUCCUCCUCUUUUUCUUUCUCAAAGGUAUCACUUAAGACUCUUUCAUGUUUUUUUUUUCCUGAUUUUUUUCUCCCUUAGGGAUUAUAGAAAUUUCCCCUACAGUUUCCAUUAUCGGUGAAAAAUCUCCCUAAGAUUUUAAAAGUGACACUUUAUCUCCCUCAUUUUCAAUUCUAGUUAAAUAGUCAACAAUACUGAAUGUAAUAAUUGAUUUUCAAUAAGAUAAUCAUGUAUAUGUUUAUAUGGGAGGCGUAUAAUUGUCAUAACCUAUGAUAUUAACUUUCACAUGCAAGUUACUUCUGUAGAAAUUAAAAAGAGAGGGGGUGUCACUUUUAAAAACUUUGGGUUGUUUUUGUAAUUUACUAUAUUUCCUAUUCAUUUAUUGACAUCGUUUAGAAACUACAGUGAAAGGCCUGAGAUGUGACAUCUCAAGUAUCGAGAUUGGGAUCACAAACACUGGAACGAAGUUCAGAUACGACUCAGUGUUCGAGGUGGAGGUGAAGAACAAUUGCGGA
Molecule: messenger RNA, 4978 nt
Organism: Asparagus officinalis (garden asparagus)
Lineage: Eukaryota; Viridiplantae; Streptophyta; Magnoliopsida; Asparagales; Asparagaceae
Product: pentatricopeptide repeat-containing protein At5g14080
Exons: 6
Coding region: 37-1794 (585 amino acids)
Molecular function (GO): protein binding
Source: RefSeq, a predicted model, not a curated record